Molecule: messenger RNA, 607 nt
Organism: Aethina tumida (small hive beetle)
Lineage: Eukaryota; Metazoa; Arthropoda; Insecta; Coleoptera; Nitidulidae
Product: adult-specific cuticular protein ACP-20-like
Exons: 3
Coding region: 101-502 (133 amino acids)
Cellular component (GO): extracellular matrix
Source: RefSeq, a predicted model, not a curated record
AAAACCUUUCACGCAAAUUUUACUUUAUAUACCACCAACGAAUCAAUUAUAGUCAGUCAAUUUUCAGUACUCAACAAAUACACAUAGGUACCAGAUAAUCAUGAUUGGUAGAAUUGUCCUAGCUUUUCUAGUCAUAGCCGUAGUCGCUGUAAAUGCUCAAUUAGGCGGACAUGGAUUUGAACUAGAAGGAUUAGGAGGAGGUGGAGGCGGAGGUGGUGAACACCACCACCACGCUCAAGAAUAUAUCGACUACAGGGCACCACCUCAUUACCACUGGGAUUACGCAGUCCACGACUUGAAACACCACGACAUCAAGAACCAAUGGGAAGUCAGAAAGGGCAAGGAAGUAAAGGGACGUUACGAACUUGUCCAACCUGAUGGUAGGAAAAGAAUCGUAGAAUACGUCGCCGGUAAACACGGAGUUGACUACAAAGUAAGAUACGAAGGUCAUGGUAUCCAUGGAGGCGGAAUCGGAGGACUCUCCGGAGGCGGUGGUCUCUAAAUUCAGUAUUAUGCUCUGUGGUUGAUUUCUAUCAUCUUUGACUAUGCUACCUAUGUCGUAUUUUGUUAUUUAAUUUUAUUUCGCAAUAAAACAAGUUGACGUUAA